This is a messenger RNA of Solanum lycopersicum (tomato), 858 nucleotides long. RefSeq names its product monothiol glutaredoxin-S2-like. The record is from RefSeq and is a predicted model, not a curated record. Lineage: Eukaryota; Viridiplantae; Streptophyta; Magnoliopsida; Solanales; Solanaceae.
UAAUUUUUUUUUAAAGACAGGGAGUAUCAAGAACCUAACAGUUUCAACUCCUUAUCUAAAAUUAUUCUUUCUUUUUAAUUUAUUGGUGUGUGUUGGUGGUGGGGGUAUAAAGGAAGCAUAUUGAAUCUUCACCAUGUCACUAUUUUAGUUUAGUAUAUAAAUAGCUUCAAAGGGGGGUUUCAAAUUCAUCAUCACUUCAACAACUUAUCAUUUUCCUCUUAUAUUACAUUAAUCUUUUUUUUUUUCACUAAUUAAAAAUGGAGUCAGUGAAGAAAAUGGUAGCUGAAAAGCCAGUGGUUAUGUUUAGCAAAAGCAAGUGUUGUAUGUGUCACACAAUAAAGACACUUAUAUCAAGUUUUGGUGCUAAUUUAACUGUAUAUGAAUUGGAUGAGCUUCCCAAUGGGUUACAAGUGGAGCGAGCACUGAUGAUGCUAGGCCUAAGGCCUAGCGUGCCAGCAGUGUUCAUUGGACAAGAAUUAAUUGGCGGUGCCAAUGAGAUUAUGAGUCUUCAUCUAGAGGGAAAUCUUGUUCCUCUGCUUAUGAAGGCUAAAGCUCUUUGGCUAUAGUGUAUAUAUAUUUACUUUUUUUUCUUACUUUUGGUAUACGAAAUUUACUGGCAUGACUAAUUUAGAAUCAUGUCCAAUAUGGUGGUCAAACUACACUCCACCUUGUAGAAAGUGCAUAUUAACACCUAGUAAGUUUGGUUUUCUCAAUGUUUGUGGAAUUGAGCAUCUUUUAUGUAACAUGCUCAAUGAAAACUCUGUUUUGUCAAACAAGAGUCCUUAAGGUUUCUUCAAACAUUGUAAUAAUAAAUUAUAUGUAUAAUAUAAUGUUAUGAGACUUUUCUAGUCACUCUUA